GGCGCGGAGCCUCCCCUUUGAGGGCACGCGUGACAAGGCUGCACACACAGGUGCUGGUCCUAGUUGGAGCCCCAAAGGCAAGCAUUGGAUUUCCGGUUCCGGGAGUAACCAACCGCCGCAGAGGCGACAACUACUGUUUUGGAAGAGGCUGCGGUGGAGGAGGAAGAAGAGGAAGAGUGGAACGGGCGGGUCGCGGAAGCGGGAUCCUUCCCAUGGGUCCACGGGCCUAGAGCGGAGGAAGCUGCGGGCCUGGUGUCAAGCUGGCUUCUGUUCUGUCCCUGAAGCAUCUAUGGCUGAGGCCUGGCAGGACUGCCCAGCCCUGGGCCCUGGCUGGAAACGCCGAGAGGCCUUUCGAAAGUCAGGGGCCUCUUGUGGACGCUCAGACAUCUAUUACCAGAGCCCCACAGGAGAAAAGAUCCGAAGCAAGGUUGAGCUGACUCGAUACUUGGGCCCUGCAUGUGAUCUUACUCUGUUUGACUUCAGACAAGGCAUCUUAUGCCAUCCCAUUCCCAAGACCCAUCCUUUGGCUGUCCCCAACAAGAAGAAAAAGAAGUCUUCUAAAUCAGCCAAGACCAAGAAACAGCAGGUUGGACCACAGAGAAGAGAGCCCAGGAGAGAGACUCCAUGGGAGGAAAUUAAGACUGUUACUUCUACAGCUCUAGCUUCUUUACCUGUGUCUGCACCGGCACCCGCACCGGCACCCGCACCCGCACCGGCACCGGCACCGGCACCCGCACCCGCACCCGCACCCGCGUGCUGUGAGAAUUGUGGAAUCCACUUGUCAUGGGAUGGUAUCAAAAGGCAGAGACUCAGGACAUUGUGCAAAGACUGCCGAGCACAGAGAAUUGCCUUCAACCGAGAGCAGAGAAUGUUUAAGCGAGUUGGCUGUGGGGAGUGCACUGCUUGCCUUGUGAAAGAAGACUGCGGCCAAUGCGCCACCUGCUGCCUGCAGCUGCCCAAUGAAGUUGCCUCAGGGCUUUUCUGCAAAUGUGAGCAGAGACGCUGCCUACGGAUUGUGGGGAAGAGACGAGCGUGUGGCGUGUGUCGGGGUUGUCAGACCCAAGAGGAUUGUGGCCAUUGCCGCAUCUGUCUUCGCUCUCCCCGCCCUGGUCUCAAGCGCCAGUGGAGGUGUUUGCAACGGCGCUGUUUUUGGGGUAAACGUGAUUAUAGUAAGAGAGGCUCGAAGGUAGCUUCUCAACAUGACUCCCAAACCCCGCCACUUCCUCCACAUCCUGCAUCACAUCACCCAGAGCCUACAGAGCUGCACAUCAGCGACGUAGCACCCACGUCACCUGCUGAGUUCAUCUAUUACUGUGUAGACGAGGACGAGCUACAGCCCUACACGAACCAGCGGCAGAACCGCAAGUGUGGGGCCUGUGCAGCCUGCCUACGGCGGAUGGACUGUGGCCACUGCGACUUCUGCUGCGACAAGCCCAAAUUCGGGGGCAGCAACCAGAAGCGCCAGAAGUGUCGUUGGCGCCAGUGCCUGCAGUUUGCCACGAAGCGGCUGCUGCCCAGUCCUGGGUCAGGGUCUGAGGAGGGAGCAGGAUUGCCUCCACAUUAUACUCAUCGAAAGAGGCCUGCCUCUGCUCAACAGCUCAAACUGAGCUCUCCCAUAAAGGCCCCUUUGGCUGUGGUCACAAGCCCACCACGCCCUGUCCAAGGUUCAGGAAAGCGGCAAGCAGGUAGAGGCUCUGUACUGCCCCAACCUGACACAGACCUUGUGUUUUUACAAGAGGGUACCAGCAGUCUCAUGCAGGUGCCUGGCACUGCUGCAGCGUUCCCAGAAGCCCCAAUACAGGAGGCCCAGAGCUCUGCCCCGACUUGGGCUGUGGCCUUACCCCAGGUGAAGCAAGAGAAGGCGGAUGCCUCAGAGGAGUGGACAGCAGUGACAACCUUCCUGACUUCUUCCACGUUGCAGUCUGGCUUCCCUGGCAAGGUGGCAGACCCAGACCUUCCACCUGUGAAACAAGAGCCCCCUGGCCCUGAGGAGGGCGGAGAGGAGAGCAGGGAGGAGGAUGUCUCUGAGUCAGCCCCAGCAGAGGAGACAGGAGGGCUUGGCACACCAGUGAUCACGGAGAUCUUCAGCCUGGGUGGAACCCGCCUCCGAGACGCAGAAGCCUGGUUGCCCAGGGCUCUCCUCUUCGGGAAGGAACAGGACUGAUGCUCCAUGAUGAGAAUUGAAGGAAAACAGAUAAAGUCCAAGGACCUUAAAAAGCCUGAAGCUAAGAUGCAGUAGACUGGAGGCUUCUGCUGACUGUAGGACUGAAGGUGAUAUUUGCAGACCGGCUUUAUGAAAAACAACCUUGGUCCUCCAGGGGCUGGGCCCUGGCCUGAGCUUGAGUGUGAAUCAACCCUAGGAGCAAAACCUACAAGCACAACAAAGAGCAGGCCUGCUCAGUCCUUGGACCUUAGAAGCAAGCUGGAGAGGAAGAGAAAGAGUAGAAGGCUGGUAGAGCAUCUGCUCCUCCGAGGAUCUCAGUGCGAUGAGAAGUUGGAUGGUAGGGUAGAGAAGGAUAGCUGAAGCCACUACAAACAACUCACACAAGCCAUCUUCAUGGUGUUUGCCGGUGGCUUCUGGAUGACCUGGCAGUGUGUCUGAACAUUUUCUCAGGGAAACAGCAAUUGCAGUGCUAUGUGAAUAAAGGAGGGAAAGGAACAGCUGUUUGCUGAGCUCCUCUGUGGAGCCAAGCGACACUUAACACUUAACACAGUAGUCCUUAGGAACACACUGGUAUUAUGCACUUUUUCAGGUGGGUAAUAGAUUCAGAAGAGAUGAACGUUCCCAGUGUCAAACAGUUAGUGUUGGUAGAAUCUAGAAACACACGUAGGCUAUAAAAGCUUUGUUCUUUAAGCCACUAAAUGUUAUCUGCAAUCUUCUGUGCAAUAAUGUAUAUUACAAUAGCAGUUUCAGUGACUUUGAAAAUAGCAGAGGGUCACUAUGAAAACUGUAAGAUAUCCUUUACAUUUUGCCUGUUGUGGUUUCGGGAAUGCUCAGGCUGUGGGUGGAUGGGUCACCUUGUUAGGCCCUGGAUGCUGCAGAGGCUCCCUCUGUUCCCGAGUGUGCUCUUCCCCAUGCUGGCUCACAGUUUGCUGUGCCCAGACAGUCUUCACUUCCAACAGCAGUGGUUGGAACUAAAGCUGUCAGCCUGACCCCUCUUUUCUGGCAGCUUCUUCUCGCUAAUGACCUUUGUGCUUGUUUCCUGCCCUCAGCCCAAAGGUUAGGAGGCUGGGUGAAUUUAGGCACUGAGUCCUGCCCAAGGACCAGUCUUGGCUCAGCCUUACCUCAUUUCCCAUCCUUAAAAUGCCAAAAAGUGUAAAGUUUGUUAUUUAGCCAGCUUUACAGGGCAGGACUGAGUACCUCACUGUAUGUGUGUCCUGUGUACCCCACUGUUAGCUUCAUCCUAGCUCUGCUGCUUUUGGUAAUGCAGAUCUAGAUCACUAUUUCCAACUCGCAAGACAGAGCUCUGCCACCUCUGCCUUUGCCCUGCUUUGCCGAGUUGGGUCCGGGAACCAUGCUGCUCUGCAACCCCUAGAGCGCACACUUGUCCCUAGUUCCUGGUAGCCCUGACUGCUGUACUAAGGGACAUGUGCUUGGGUGGCAUUUGACUUGUGAAUGAAGAGUCUCGACUACUAUGUGUGUUUGACUAGGGGACAAUCAAAAGAUCAGAACCACUACAACAAAGGCUGGUGUAUGCAUGUUAAAGACAUUUUGGGAGAUGUUUUACAUCAUGUAAUUUGUGGAGAUGGUUUAGCAACCUGGGACUGUCAUUUAUAUAUAAUGCUGGGACUUAAAAGUAUUCAGCAUGGGGAGUCAGGAAGGGUAGGUGGAUGGACAUAUGGGAGAAUUCCAUGAACGAGAGUUGGAAUUCAAGAAGAUGGCCUGGAACCCAUGCAGUGUCUCGCCGCCUCCAGCUUCAAUGAUGUUUGUAUCCUGCAGAAGAAGUUAGUGUCCUUAGAAACAUCUGGCCUAGGACAAGAGCCCAGGGAAGUUGUAGCAACUGAAGGCCUGGCUGUAGGACUUGCUGUUUCCCCAUAGCAAGGUGAGACAGCAGACCAAUGACAGCUUGUAUGAACUGCAACAUGCUUGGUGUCCCUACACCAACCUCCCAAGUGUUAAGAACAGCCUGCUGCUGCUGCUUCACGUCUACUAGCCACAGCGUCUCUGUGGAUGUUCUUAACUGGAAGUAUGUGUAUGGGGAAGGAUCCGGGAAGUAUAGUCUAGUCAGGGUGACAUGUUAGAAAGCCACCCUGCCAUGGCUCUGCUCCCAAGGACUCACCACUCACCUGAGGAUAACAACAGAACUACAUUGCUGAGAAGGGAAGGCUGAAGACCAUGAAUGGUCUCAGCAAGUAAAGAAAUGUUGCCACGCCCAUCCAUAGCAGUCUUGCUGGUCUCAGCUGUGCUUGUGUCAUUCAUCCAAGUCUUGAAAGCUUGGCCCAUAGUUCUCACCGUACAUGAUACUGAGAUUCAGAAAUGGAAUUGUAUAAGAUGCAUCAAUAUAUAUUACAAGUGAUAAAAGGAUCUCCAGGUUAUUUUGGACUUUGAUGCUAAAAUAUAGAACUGAGUAUACUGUGGAGAAGCCAGUCCUUAGAAGUUGGAAACAACUUCAUCAUUUCUAUUUCUAAGGUGUUCUAUUGUAAAAUUACUUUAAAACAA
Molecule: messenger RNA, 4660 nt
Organism: Apodemus sylvaticus (European woodmouse)
Lineage: Eukaryota; Metazoa; Chordata; Mammalia; Rodentia; Muridae
Gene: Mbd1
Product: methyl-CpG binding domain protein 1
Exons: 17
Coding region: 290-2164 (624 amino acids)
Molecular function (GO): DNA binding; zinc ion binding
Source: RefSeq, a predicted model, not a curated record